Molecule: messenger RNA, 1879 nt
Organism: Argiope bruennichi
Lineage: Eukaryota; Metazoa; Arthropoda; Arachnida; Araneae; Araneidae
Product: inhibin alpha chain-like
Exons: 3
Coding region: 76-1143 (355 amino acids)
Biological process (GO): SMAD protein signal transduction
Cellular component (GO): extracellular region
Molecular function (GO): growth factor activity; cytokine activity
Source: RefSeq, a predicted model, not a curated record
UUUCGUUUUCUAAGAGACUAUAAAACGAUCCCAGGAGUAAGAAAAGGGUCUCUUUUUCCCAUCUACCUCCACGCAAUGGCCAGUCAGGCAAGAGCAGUAUUCAUUGCAUGCGUCCUUUUGUUUUUAUUCUACAGGGUCAGAAGUCGCCCUGAGGGAUCUCUGAAACUGUUUUCUCCACAGAAUUCGUCAACAGAGAGUGAGGAAAACGAACUUUCUGACAUUCGACAAAAAGUGAUCGAGAAUUUCAAGUCAAAAGUGCUGAGAAGUUUGAAAAUGCCUCAACCCCCGACCAGAAACUUUACGAAUCACUUUCUGUCCAGCAAAAUGAUUGAGUUGUUGCAAGAAGAGGAGAAAGAGAUAGCCCGAACGGAACCAAAGCAAAAUGUGAUCGUGCAUCCGAGCAACAAUGAUUUUUCGUGUCAGAGAGGAAAUGGAACAUUUUGUCGAAAAUUCGACUUCAACAUAACUUCGGAUCUAGAAUCGAUAAUCUCGCUUCACGCUUAUUUCCACAAGAUGCAAUUAAACGAAAGACUUACUCUGUCGGUUUAUGAUCCAGAUUCUCUUGAAGAUGAUCCUCUGGUCAAGCUUAGGGAAGAUCCUGCAAGAGCCAAAACAAAUCCCGAAUGGAUCUCUUUCGAACUGCCAAAGAAAUUGGCACUCGAAGCUGAAGACAAUCAUCUAAUAUGCUCAGUUGAAAUUGAAGGUUCUGACAUUUCUGUUAAUGAAGAAGAAAGUCCUUUUCUGGUAAUCACAAAGCAUACUGAAGUCAAGGACCGAACUAGGAGAGAAGUUGAAGAUGAUUCUUUAAGCGAAAAUUGCACUUGCUGUGCAGAUAAUUACCACAUCACUCUAGAUGAUAUUGGAUGGAGUAAUUGGGUUCAUUAUCCCAAAAGCUUCAAUAUAAGGGUGUGCAGAGGUCAAUGUACUGAAAAUUUAAACUAUUUUACAAUUAAUUACUCAAGAGUUAUUAAUUCAUUUUACAAAAUAAACAAGACAAUUCCAAAACCAACUUGUAAUUUUUGGGGACCUCGUUGUAAAGCUGAGACAUAUUCUUCUCUAGCCAUGAUCUAUCAAGGAAAUGAUGGAACACUCUACAAUGCAGACAUCAAUGAUAUGAUAAUAAAAACUUGUAAAUGCAUGUAAAUAAAUAUAUAACUAAAGUUGAAAUGCAGAUUUCAUAACUAUUGAUAGUGAUCCAAAAUGAUAAAACAAAAGUUAUCUAAGUAACAAUAAGUAUAAACAUUAUGAAAUUAUUGCAUAUAUUACAUUUACACUACUAUUUAAACAACUAGAAAAAAAAGUAUCUGAAAUAAAAUGUAACAAAAAAAAUUAUUAAACUUGCAAAUAUGAAUUACUGCAAUUUAUUUUAUGCAAAAUUACACAUUUAAAUUUCUAAAAUAAUAAUACUGAAAUCUGCAUUUUAAAAUUCAUCCACUGAUACCAACGAUUUGUAUUAUACGUGUAACAGUGCUAUUUUUAAAAUUAUUUCAUUUUGAAUAGGGCUUCUUAAGCUAUUUGUAUAUUGGGCUAACCUUUUUCGUAAUAAAACUUUCAUAUACAAAAAUUUACCAUGUCCGUCAAAAUAAUUUGAAAAAAAAAAAAAAAAAAGAAUUCGAAAGCAAAUUUUAUUGAAAUAGUUUUUUUAUGUGAUGAGAUUUUAUCAAUUAUUGUUUCUAAUAUUUAAUAACACAAAAGAAAAAAAAAGUUAUAAACAUUUCUAUAAUUAAUAUUAUUUCAGACAAUUCCAAUUGUAGCUGACUACAAGCUUAAGAAGCCUUGAUUUAGAAUGUUUUAAUUUUUAACUAAAAUCCUAUGUUUUUCCUUAUUUAUUUUGUCUUAUUUAUACCUGUAUUACGGUUUUAACCUUGUACUUUAUUAA